Molecule: messenger RNA, 2325 nt
Organism: Trichomonas vaginalis G3
Lineage: Eukaryota; Parabasalia; Trichomonadida; Trichomonadidae
Exons: 1
Coding region: 1-2325 (774 amino acids)
Source: RefSeq, a predicted model, not a curated record
AUGAAAGUUCGAUUUCCAAAUGAGAUUACUCAGCAGAGAUUAGUAUCUGUAGUUGAUAAAAAUAAUAAAGAUCCAUCAUACACUAAAUUUUUGGUAUCAAUAAUUGCUUCUGUUCGUGACCAAAACAUUUUAAACUAUGUUCUUCAAGUUAUCUUUGGUGGCGAACUAAAUAUCUACUCCCAAGAUGUUUUUAACUAUAUUUCCAAUUCGAUAUAUGAUAGAUCUUUCAAUGAACUUACUCUAGACGCUGUAAAGAACUUUCGCGCUUUAUAUAAGUUCAUUUCCUCCAAAGACACUCAAGAAUACAAAGCUAUGCAAGGAAAAUUACUUCUUAAUCUCGUCCAUUCGAUCGAUAAUGGCUAUUUUUCAGAGAUAAAUCUUCAAAAUUUAACUUUCGCCGUAAAUGAAUACAAAUAUCACCAAUAUCUACAAGGUCCUCAAUUCCUCUUACUCACAUCAGUUCUUAUUAUCAAAUUACUCCGAUUUUUCCAAGAUGUAAUUUUAAUUAUUAAUAAUUCUAAAUUCAGCAGAGAGCCGAAGUCCGAAACUCUCAAAAUUAAGCACAUUGCAGAAGAUUUGUUCACUAAAUUCUCAGGAUUUACUGUAGAUUUGUUCGCAAAUCACGCAAAUGAAAUUAUGAACUAUAUUCCUAAAGAAGUCACUCGUAUUCUUUACGACCCGAGGUCUUAUCAACGUAUGCGCUUCAAAUUAGAAGAAAUUUACAAAAUUGUCGAAAAAUUACAAUAUAAUGAAAAGAAAUGCCGAACCGAGUACCAGUUCAAUUACUACAUCAUCAGCUACAAACUCUACAAGCAUCUCUUCAUUUUAUUUACAGAUUAUACAAAAAAUAAAAAUGAUUCAACAAUUUUACAAGGAUUAGACGUAGAAUUCUAUCCAAAGUGCGAACUGUAUGACAUUGAUCUCAUUGCUUCAGACAUUGCUCGUAAUCUAUCCCAUAAUUGGACAUUUUCUCAAGAUCCCUUCCAAAUUGUUGCAUUUGAGCGUCUCAUACAUUUAAAGCUCGAUACGUUAUACAGGUCUUUCGACAAAUCAGAUAAAUCUCCUGUAGUUGUUGCAAAUAAUACAUAUGAAUCGUAUUUUAAUGCAAUUUUUACUGAUAUUCUCUACUGCGAGCCUGUUAUUGGCACAACCAUAAACGAUCUGCGCCAUUACUUCAUGCCACUGGGCUUCUUUUUCAUGAACGAACAAUUACAGGCAAAAUUUGCCGAUAUAAUUGGUCAGAGACUUCUUAACGGAGAUUUUCAGUCAUUCAAGCGUCGCUCGCUUGGAAUUCUUACACAGUUAUAUGAGAAGACCAUGGAUCCUCCCAACUCAUUCAGAAACAGAUUAAAAGCAAUUCCUCGAAACCAAAUUAACGAAAAAUUACUCAGAGAAUUGCUUUCCGCAAGCACAGUAUUAGAAACCAGACGCAUACCAGACAAUAUCAUCAAUUACAACAAGAAUGGUGGCACUCUCAAUUCGGCUGAAGGAUUUAUGGUGAUGCAAACAGCGAAUGAAGUCCUUCAGGCGGCCAUUGAGGAGAUAAAGCAAGAGAAAAAGGUAUCUCCUAACAAUGGAAACACCAUUGUUGCUGUAAUUAAUGGUAUUUGUGGUAGUACUGUUGAAUCAAUCAAAAUCUUAAUGGAUAAGAUACAGUUCGAAGCAUCGUUCUACUACGCUGUGAAGUUUGAUAUCGCGACUCAGCCAUUUCUUAUCUGGAUAAUGAGAAAUAACUUGUAUGAGGAAUUUAAUAACAAUUCUUUCAUUGCAAAUGAGAAUCCUAAGGUUCUUGAGACUGCAUUAGUUCCCAUUAUCAAGGAAAACAUACAUCCUUGGAUGAGAUUAGUCACAAAAUGUAAUUUCUUCGCAACUAAUGCGAAAAUUCUCGAAACUGUUUGUUUCUUUGCUUCUGUUGGUGUAGUUCAAGACAUGAUUGAUUUAGACACAACUUUCGACGUCGUGGACUUACUAAUAACGUCAGGAAAGCAGAAUUGGCAUCCUGAUGCAAAAUUCAAUAUUUUGUCACUUUUGCGAACACAAUUUUUGACACCACCUGAUUUUAUUAAUCAUUUUUCGUUCUUUGAGCAAUACUUUACCCAGAUUCCCCAGUUUGCGAUGACAUUUUUUGAGAAUCAGAUCAAAUUAAUGGGAGUUACUGACCAGAUCAUGGAAUUCGUCAAGAAACUACAUUCUAUAGGCGGAGAAUGCUCUAAUUGGUCUAAGAAACUGUAUUCCAUUCUCUCCGCAAACAGAAGAACGAAUUCUUCCUCUUCCUCCUCUUCUGCAACUCCUUCCUCGAUUAGCUCACCUAUAUUAGUACUAUAA